Angiostrongylus costaricensis is the source of this 936-nucleotide messenger RNA. The record is from the annotation of a GenBank genome assembly. NCBI's taxonomy places the organism in Eukaryota, Metazoa, Nematoda, Chromadorea, Rhabditida, Metastrongylidae.
AUGUCUGGCAACGAGAAACGCUGGGAAUCCGAAGCACUCUCCUUGAGAAGAACUGCGUUCUUUGGAGUGGCACUCUCUACCACAGCCACGUUGGUGUGCGUAAUAUCAGUACCAAUGCUGUACCACUACGUACAGCACAUGCAAUCCAUCAUGCAGAACGAAGUCGACUUUUGUAAGUCCCGUUCUGGAAGCAUAUGGAAAGAAGUCACUCACACCCAGGUGAGCCAUCCUCUUGUCAUUGUUAAUUUUUCCUACAUGAACAUUUCUGUUAAGGUGCUUGCCAAGAUCUCAGAUGCAUCAAUUAGGAGUCGCCGACAAACUGAUUAUGGCGGCCGUAAAUGCUGCGGAUGCGGUGUUUCUCCGAAGGGACUUCCAGGAGCUCCAGGUGAAGAUGGAAAACCUGGCCUAGAUGGAAGACCAGGUCCGCCUGGUAGAGACGGAGGAAGAACUUAUGGGCCAGAACGAACCUCAUAUUCGUAUCCAUACUUGUGCUUCGACUGUCCCGAAGCCCCAGCUGGACCUCCUGGAAACCCAGGACCACGUGGAAGCAAUGGAAAUCCAGGACCUGACGGACCACCAGGAUCUCGUGGAAAUCCAGGGGCGCCAGGUGGCCCAGGACGACAAGGGCCUUCCGGAAGCGAUGGGAAACCAGGAAAUCCUGGACCACCCGGAGCUCCGGGAGAAUUGAUUAAAAUUUCUGGGCCCCGGGGCCCACCUGGGCCGUCAGGGCCUCAAGGACUACCAGGUGUUAAUGGAAAUCCUGGAGCUCCGGGAAACAACGGUGAGAGUGGUGCUCCAGGUAAGCCAGGAUAUAAUGGAAAUCCUGGUAUUCCUGGAAUGUCUGGAACACCUGGCGAUGACGGGCCAGACGGAGAGCGAGGCCCUCCAGGAGACUGCACACACUGUUCCCCUCCUCGCACUGCUCCGGGGUAUUGA